ACUGCUCUCUUCUCCAGUGACGCCCUUGGAAACAUUUCAGGAGUGGCCACAUCUUUCCUAUGGAUCGUGAUUGCAGCCCUUCUUUGGAAGGGAGGGGUGUGAAGAAGAGGAAGCCAAGGGAGCUUUUGUGUAGCCAUGCUGAUUGUCGUAUGUACACUCAUGGUUGUGCACACAGUGUGGGUUUAAAGCUCUCAGAGGUCUACAGCCCUGUGUUCACUGUGUACUUUGGCAUGAAGCCCAUGGUGGUCUUACAUGGAUAUGAAGCAGUGAAAGAAGCUCUGAUUGAUGUGGGAGAGGAAUUUUCUGGAAGAGGCAGUUUCCGAGUGCUUGAAAGAACUACUAAGAUUGAUGGAAUCAUUUUCAGCAUUGGAAGGAGAUAGAAGGAGACCCAGCGCCUCACCCUCACAACCCUGCAGAAUUUCGGGAUGGGGAAGAGGAGCACUGAGGACCAUGUUCAAGAGGAAGCCCACUGCCUGGUGGAGGAGUUGAGAAGACCCAACGGUGGUGUUAUGCUCCGAGCCCGUAUCUCCGAA
This is a messenger RNA of Capra hircus (goat), 533 nucleotides long. RefSeq names its product cytochrome P450 2C18-like. Bases 60 to 380 code for a protein of 106 amino acids. Gene Ontology annotation, biological process: xenobiotic metabolic process. Gene Ontology annotation, molecular function: iron ion binding; heme binding; oxidoreductase activity, acting on paired donors, with incorporation or reduction of molecular oxygen, reduced flavin or flavoprotein as one donor, and incorporation of one atom of oxygen. The transcript is spliced from 3 exons. Lineage: Eukaryota; Metazoa; Chordata; Mammalia; Artiodactyla; Bovidae. Gene Ontology annotation, cellular component: cytoplasm; intracellular membrane-bounded organelle. The record is from RefSeq and is a predicted model, not a curated record.